AAGCGGCUUGAACACUAGAGCUCAGAUAGCGGUGGAGGAAGAACAAACGCAUAGAGCCUAACACCUGCCAGACUAUUUUACUAUUUUAAGUGUUAAUAUAUCCUGGAUUUGUCUAUGCCUGGAUUUGUCAUUCCGGAGUUUUCAGGGGACGAUGACUUAAAUGAAAACGUGAGAGAUUUCUAAAGCAUCACGUAAUUUCCAUGCAUGUAAUUUGAGGAAAAGUGCUCUCUGCAUGAAGCAAACUUUUUGACAACUUGCGAAACCUUACCAAGCAGUGGGUCUACGUGAAGCAGUAUUACACGUUUACAUUGCCUACGGUGAUACACAUUUUCUACUAUUAGUUUGGAGGCAGAUUUCAAACGUUAUCAUUUUCGGAAGGCUAAACAACGCCACAGAAUGUGACAUCUACUGUCUCGCGACGACGCCGACUGAGCAUACCUGCAUUGCAAGACUCCAAAGGUUAACUCUGCCUUCAUCGCUAUGGAGACCACCCAAGCCCUCCUCUUCUUUCUCCUGAGUUUAUGUGUCUACAGUUGCCAUGCCGACACUCGGACUGCUCCCAGAGUGCAUUUGUCUUACAAAGAGCUGUUGGAGACGCGGACGGCACGGCCCUUCUCCUUCUCCUUCAACACCAGUGACUACCGCAUCCUGCACAUGGACCAGGACCAGGGCCGUCUCUACCUGGGCAGCCGGGAGUACCUGGUGGCCCUGGACAUGCACAACAUCAACAAGGAGCCCCUCAUAAUUCACUGGCCGGCCACUACCCAGAGGAAAGGAGAGUGUAGAAUGACUGGAAAGGGUGGGCAGGGGGAGUGUGCAAACUUUGUGCGUCUGAUUGAACCCUGGAAUCGCACACACCUAUACACCUGUGGCACAGGGGCCUAUAAGCCUAUCUGCACCUUCAUCAACAGAGGAUGGAGAGCAGAGGAGUACCUGUUUAGGCUGGUCCCUGGCUAUGGGGACUCAGGGAAAGGGAAAUGCUCAUAUGACCCUCGACAGGAGAACGCUGCGGCCCUUAUCAAUGGGAAUCUGUAUGCAGGGGUCCACGUUGACUUCAUGGGCACGGAUCCGGCCAUCUUUAGAACCCUGGGGGACAGACCUGCUGUCAGGACGGAGCAAUAUGACUCCCGCUGGCUGAAUGAGCCAGUGUUUGUUAAGAUCCAGCAGAUUCCUGACAGCUCCGAGAGGAAUGAUGAUAAACUCUACUUCUUCUUCCGGGAGAAGAGUCUGGAUGGUGCCGGGGGGGCCAGCCCCAGUGUCCUGGCCAGGGUGGGCCGAGUAUGCCUGAAUGAUGAUGGGGGUCAGAGGUCACUGGUCAACAAGUGGACGACCUUCCUGAAAGCUCGGCUGGUUUGCUCAGUGAUAGGGAGCGAUGGUGUGGAGACCUAUUUCGACGAGCUGAAGGAUGUCUUCAUUCAGCCAACACAAGACCUUCGCAAUCCUGUUGUGUACGCCGUCUUUUCCACUGCGGGUUCUGUGUUUAAGGGCUCAGCCGUGUGUGUCUACUCUAUGUCCGACAUCCGCAAUGUCUUCAAUGGCCCUUUCUCACACAAGCACGGACACAACUACCAGUGGACCCCCUACACUGGAAAGAUCCCCUACCCUCGCCCUGGAACAUGUCCAGGAGGAACGUUCACCCCAGGCCUCCGCUCCACCAAAGAGUUUUCGGAUGAGGCGGUGAACUUUGUGAGGGCGCACCCCCUCAUGUACCACUCUGUCUACCCCAUACACAAGAGGCCUCUGGUGGUGCGAACGGGGGUGGACUACCGCUUCACCUCCAUCGUGGUGGACCUGGUGGAUGCUGUGGACGGGAGGUAUGAGGUGCUCUUCCUGGGCACUGAUCGUGGGACAGUCCAAAAGGUGAUAGUACUUCCUAAAGACACUAGCACAACGGAAGAACUCACGUUAGAGGAGGUGGAGGUGUUCAGGAAUCCAGCUCCUAUUAAGACUAUGAAGCUAUCAUCAAAAAGGCAACAGCUGUAUGUGUCGUCAGAGAUGGGGCUUACCCAGGUGUCCCUGCACAGGUGUGGCGUCUAUGGGAAGGCCUGUUCAGACUGCUGCCUGGCCAGAGACCCUUACUGUGCCUGGGAUGGGGAGACCUGCUCUGCCUUUAGCCCCUCCACCAAGAGGCGGAGCAGAAGACAGGAUAUUAAGCAUGGAGACCCCUUGCGGCAGUGCAGAGGGUUCAAUGCAAAAGUUGAGAAGCGUCUCAGUGAAACAGUGCAGUUUGGGGUGGAGGGGAGUAGCACUUUCCUGGAGUGCCAACCCAGAUCUCCACAAGCGACAGUCAAAUGGCUCUACCAGAAACCAGACGGCAGGAGGAAAGUGCUGAGCCGAGACAGAGAGGUGGUGAAAACUGGUCACGGCAUCCUGCUUAAGUCUUUGAGCCAUGCCGACGGGGGGCUGUACAACUGCCUGGCCACCGAGAACAACUUCAAGCACACGGUGGCCCGCGUGGCCCUCCGCAUCCUGGACCGGGAGAUUGUGGAGGCCCUCACCUCCCCGGACGGCCCCCCGGAGGACCAGAACCCCCAUCACCACCGACACCCCCACCACCACCCUCCGCCUCCACCACCCCCUCCUCACAACCUGCCCCCGCAGUUCUCCUCCCAGCCGGAGAUCCGCCUCAUCAACCAGUACUGUCAGUCCUACUGGCAGCAGCUCAACCUCAACCUGCCCACCAAACGCACUAGCAGGAGGCACACUGAGAGCCAGCCAGAGCCAGCCCCGGGGCCCCUAGCCAGUCCUAAACCCCAUCUCCCUCCCUCUACUCCACUGGUACCUGGGCCAAGCCCUGUAGGGCCUCUGUGGCCCUGCACAAUGGUAACGGGCAGACUCACUCAUGUUGUUGUGAUUUUGUUGUUGUUGUUGUUUAUCUCACUCCCAUUUAGGGUUAGUCUCCAUGAGCCCAAUUCUAACUUUAGAUCUGUGCACAUAGCUCUGUGGUUUCUUGCAAAAUUGGUGUUACACACACGGAGUGUUUGGUCAUAUGAAUCUUUAGAUUAAUCUACAAAUGAACUACCCUAUUCCGUCCAAGCUAGUAACCUGGUUAGUAACUAGUAACUAGUUAGAGCCUUGAAUGCUGAUUGGCUGACAUCUGUGGUAUAUCAGACCGUAUACCACAGGUAUGACAAAACAUUUAUUUUUUCUGCUGUAAUUAUGUUGGUAACCAGUUUAUAAUAGCAAUAAGGCACCUCGGGGGUUUGUCGUACAUGGCCAAUAUACCAAGGCUAAGGGCUGAAUCCAGGCCCUCUGCGAUGCUUAGUGCCUAAGAACAGCCCUUAGCCGUGGUAUAUUGGCCAUAUACCACACCCCCUCAUGCCUUAUUGUUUAAGAAUGUCACAUUGUAUUGUAUCACUCAGUGUAAGAAAUUCUAGAAACUGCAGAGGAUUUUGUUAGUGUACACAAUAGUUGCCUAGCCACCACCAUGGUAGUUAGGUGAUAUAGAGACACUGUAUCAUAUGAAUCAUUGUAAAAUGUGUCACAUGUUGUAUGGCUGCCUCAACCUCACUUUUUACAAUCCAUUUGUUCCACUGAAUCUAGUUGAUGAAACAUGGGCAAUUUAUUAAUAGUAUUACGUAUAUUAUGUUUCCAUUCUAAAUAUUGUUAAAAUAGAAUCCUGUCAAUGUCAAGUCAGAAAGAAUAAGGCUCAGUUUUGGGUUGUUCUUGAAUUGCGGUGGCAUCUGGCCUUGGCAUUUUGGCAGAAAUAGUUUUUUAAUGUUUAAAAAAUGGAUUCUAUUCUAAAUCAACUAAUGUGGAAGUUUAAUGACGAAUUAUUUGUACCAUUAUGAUUACAUUGUGCCACCAGUAGGAGUAGUGUCAGCAAUGACUGUCACACCAAUGACUGUCACCCCAAUGACACAUUUAAGGUAAUAGAGGAUUUUCUUAAAUGGAGGCCACAAAUGUUCAAAUCUAUGGUCACAAUGUCAUUUCCCUUCUUUUAAAUUGAGUAACACCAAUGACACUUUCCAUUUACACAUACUAAAUGAUCAAUGGAAUCCUCAAAUUUGUGACAUACUAAAAGGGUGUGAUUAGCUAAUAACUUUCUUUAAUAUAGACCCCUCCCCAAUAAAAAUUUGCCGCUCGAGGGAUUGCUAAAUGUCCUUCUAUAGCACCAAUGACAUAAAACUUAGGGUCACAUAAUAUUUGUAAAAAAAUAAAAACAAUAAUUGGUUCUAUUGUUCUUUGCUAGGGAUGGGCAACGGCGGCUCACUUUUGUAGGCCCGUGGAUCCCC
Messenger RNA from Oncorhynchus nerka (sockeye salmon), 4235 nucleotides. RefSeq names its product semaphorin-3F-like. Lineage: Eukaryota; Metazoa; Chordata; Actinopteri; Salmoniformes; Salmonidae. The record is from RefSeq and is a predicted model, not a curated record. Gene Ontology annotation, biological process: negative chemotaxis; neural crest cell migration; semaphorin-plexin signaling pathway. Bases 481 to 3006 code for a protein of 841 amino acids. Gene Ontology annotation, molecular function: chemorepellent activity; semaphorin receptor binding. Gene Ontology annotation, cellular component: plasma membrane. The transcript has 18 exons.